GCGGUACCAGUGCAAACUGACCAGGGGUGUUUUAAGGUCGUUUAGCUUCUUCGAUAGCGAACACGAAACGCACACAACUCGCGCAGGCAAUGGCUGGUGAAAUGGUACUGGCAGGUUGUCUAUUCGCAUUGUUACUUGUGGUGCCGGGAUUGGAUGGAUCCUACCCAAGUGCUCUCGGACAGGAGAAUGUGUUUCCACAUGCGCUAAAAAACGUUCAUUCUCUGGAAGAAAGAGGUCAAUUUAAAGCGUCUCCGGAAUACAAUGAACAUCCCCAAGUUGGAGAGUAUCAGCAGUCGGUGGUCGGUCAGCAGCAUCACCCGCACCCGCACCAGUUGUAUCACCCAGUCCAGCCCGAACAGCAUCUCUUCCAGCCACAUCAGCAGUAUCUAGUUCAGUCUACGUACAAUGUUGGAUCUCACCAGGAACACCAUCCGGUGGCCCACUCGCACCUUCAGCAGAGUAAACAACGCCAUACAGCACUACCGUACAACAAUCAGCGUUUGCACGUGAAGGUCGAUCAUCCCGGCGCGUCGCAUGGUUUCGCCCAUCCAGUUGAUCCGGCGACGCAACAUCUUCGCCAGCAGCUGGCCCAAGAACCGAAGAAGGACUAUCGUGCAUUGAUUCCGAAAAGCAUCGCUCCGAAGCUGAACCCACUGCACCAUUCCUUUCACCAGAAGCGUAACUAUGUGCCACUGCAUCACAUCACGCGACAGGUGCCACUACCGGCGGCAAAGAUGAACCAAGCGCAGCAACAUCACUCCAACGGACAAUCUCAGCCUGUGCAGGCUGCACUGGCUGCUCCACCACCGAAACACAUUUCCGGAUAA
Messenger RNA from Anopheles moucheti, 827 nucleotides. RefSeq names its product histidine-rich glycoprotein-like. The transcript is spliced from 2 exons. Lineage: Eukaryota; Metazoa; Arthropoda; Insecta; Diptera; Culicidae. The record is from RefSeq and is a predicted model, not a curated record. The coding region runs from base 90 to 827 and encodes 245 amino acids.